CGAGUCAGGACUGGAGAAGAAGUGGCAAAAAUGAAUGCUUCUAACAGAUCUGACUUGCUUUGUGGAAGAUCAGCUGAUUACCUUGCCAGAAAGGGACAUUUCCCCAUGUUUGUGUGCUCCGUCAUCACCGUGGGAGGAAUUUUGAGGAUAUUUUUAAGGAAUUCUGAAGUCAUUGUCCUGACGAUUCUGUCCCUAGCUGGAUUUGUGAUAGGACAACUGGCCUACCACCUGGUUGAGGUACACCAAGUUGUCUAUCCUCUUCUGAAGACACCGAGCUUUUCACUUCUCUGUUAUUUUUUGCCUAUAAUUAUAUUUAUGGCUGCUCUGGAAGUGGACUUGUAUAUACUCAAGAAUAUUAUUUGGCAGGUCUUGCUAACCACACUGAUCAGCUUUGUAACGUCAUUCAUCCUAAUUGGAUACGUGGUUAUGAACUUCAAUCCGGAGGCCUGGGACCCGCAGUCCUGCCUGCUGUUCAGCAUCGUCCUUGCCAUUACAGAUCCUUUUUAUUCGGUGAACGCUCUAAAAAUUAUUGGAGGUUCCAAAAUGUAUACCGAUAUCAUUAGAGGAGAGUCACUGAUCGUCUGUGGUGUCACGGCCAUAUUUUUUGGAAUGUUCCGGAGCCAGCCCAUGCAUGUGACUCUGUUUAGUGAGAUACACGUGCUCAUGGAGAUCCUGAAGGACAUCUGUGGAAGCGCCCUCUGCGGGUACCUGUGUUCAAGGUUGAUCCCGUCCAUGCUGUCUGAACUUCACAGCAAGAUGCGGAGCAACGUCAUUCUCUGUGUCUCCAUGGUGUACUUGAUUUUCUACCUCGUGGAAUUUUGUGGAAUGUCGGGCAUUGUUGCUUUAAUCGCUCUCGGGCUGAAUUUAGAUUCCUUAAGCUUCAAGCCAAGCAUGGAGUUCCUACUCACUAAGUUUUUAACAAUGUUAUCAUCUGUAUACCAAAAUCUAAUAUACACUUUCUUUGGCAUUGUGAUUGGAUGUGGAGAAACAAAGUAUUUUAGCUUUCACACUGUAGUGUUUGUGAUCAUCUUGUUUACAUCAGUAAAUUUGGUAAGAAUGCUUGCCAUUGUUUUGGUGAGCCCCAUUCUGAUGCGCUGGAGUUAUGAAUAUAGCUGGCGAUGGGGAUUUGUUAUCGCAUGGUCUGGAAUUAAAGGGAUUUUUAGCAUACUCAUGGCUCCUGAUAUUCAUAGAUUUGCUGGCCAAAAAGUCCUGGCACCACAUAUGUUUAUAUUCUAUGUGCAAAUAAUAUCACUAUUGACGAUGGGCAUAAAUUCCUACCUGAUGAGUGAGUCCGCCAGGCUAUUAGGUUUGUGCAAUAUAACCCUCCCGAGACAAAUGGCCAUCCAAAAUGUCAUUCAGCACAUACAGAAGAUAAUUCAGAACACCAUAACUUUAUUUAAAACAGAAAAAAACUUGGCAAAUGUUAACUGGGACUUCGUAGAAGACAAAACGAGGAUACGCUACAUGACUUGGUUCUGCGUUUCCCCCGACGAAGUGGAGGCGUCUCCGACAGAUGCAGUUCUGAUUGAAGAAGCCAGGUUGCACGUAGCUAUGAUACAAGUGAGUAGCUUUGAAAAGCAGUGUAAUGAUGGAAUCCUUCGAAAAGAGGCAGCCCGGAUAUUAAUUGGUGCAGUGAAAAGCUACUGUCCCAGCCAAGGAAAAUUCCUGAGUAUUUAUGACGUUUCAACUUAUGUACGAGCUAGAAGUUGGCUCAUGAAGUUUAAAAAUGUGUUAACCUACUUGGAAUAUCAUAAAGAAAGGAUACCCUUUCCUCCACCUGGGAGUCAUAAAUUCAUGAUGUUUGUACACCAUAUUGUAUUUUCAGAAGAAUUUGAAUAUGUAGGCCAUAUUUUAACAUUAAUAUAUGUUUAUCCUCUAAUAAUCCACCUGUGGCCAAUGGCAAGAGAGUUGAACGUGUCAACACUGAUAACAUUAAACUACUAUUUUAUGUUUGUAUGUAUGUUGCAAUCAUCAUUGAAGAUAAUAAUUCUGAAAAGGAGAUACUUUGAACAACAUUGGAAUAUUUUGGAAUUUCUCAUUGUCAUCAUUGGAAUCAUAGAUGUAUUUUGCAUAUAUUUUGUCAGAUUGAGACCAGAUAACUUGCUUCUUAUUCAGGUCACUGUAAUGCUGGGAUAUUUAAGAAUAAUUAGAUUUCUGCAUAUCUUCAAGAUACUAAUCCCAGUACUGAGAAAGGUGGUGGAAGUGAUGGUUAAGAAGCGCCUGUGCAUGAUGUUCCAUAUUACAAAAGGAUAUAUCAAGAGUCAGGAAGACACCAAACUUCUACUGAGACAGAUUUCUGGCUGUGAUUCUGUAUACCAGAAACUACAAGACAUUUUGGAAACCAACAAGCGAGAUGCCGUCAGAGAACUAGGACUCAUGGAGCACGAGGAUCGGGAUGUCGUCAUCGCCGUGAAGACGGAGCAGGCGAUCCGGAACGUGAUCGCUAAGGCUCUGAAGAACCUCAACUUCCUCUGGUCAAGAGGCAUUAUCGAUAAACACGAGGGCAGCGAGGUGAAUGAGGUUCUUCUUACAAAAAUAAAAGCACUGAACAACUUUCCAAUGGCAAUCCCACCUCCUACUGCUGACAAAUACCUUCCUAACAUCGUUUGGUUGGAAAAUAAAUACGUACUCAUUGAUUUCUUCAAGGAAAGAACCAAACUUGCCUUCUUUGACUAUGGAGACGUUAUCUGCAGGGAAGGCGACAGGGCACAAGGAAUCUACCUAAUUGUGUCAGGAAUGGCAAGUCUGCGGAGUUCAUCCCCUACCUUUGGAAUAGACAGCAUCCUGAAGCCUCGCGGGGACGCCAAGGCCCCGUUUACGGAGUACUGCACCAGCGGUGACGUGCUGGGGGAGCUGAGCUGCCUGGUGAAGAGGGAAAUUCAGUAUACCGCCAUCUGCGAGACUGUCCUACAGGCCUUUUUCAUCUCCGUGGAGGAUUUAUACGAAGGCCUCGAUGCCUUCUGGCCGUCCCUGGAAUAUAAGAUAUGGCUAAAGCUCGCUCUCAGUAUCGCCUAUCAGUAUUUCAAAGCAAGCCUUGAGGACGAGAACUUGAAGUUUCAGAGCUGUGUGAUGGACAAUCACGCAUACGUGGAGACGUUAUCACACUAUGUUGAAUUGCCUAUCAAUAAUGUGACCAUGAAAUUUGUUAUCGUCGUGUAUGGCAAUGUGAUCAACAGCAAGACCGAGGAGUCGUAUUUUGCACCGUGCAUCAUACCUAAAACCUGUGAUCAGGUCCAGGGAGCUUCAGAUUUAAGUAAACUGCUGAUAAUCCAAGCAUCGGAUCCAGACAAAGAUGAUAACACCAACCUCGGGGGUAAGGGACAGCUCCUGGCCAACAGAAAACUGUUGCGAAGGAACUUCCACACGUGCCGGGUUCCUUCCAUUCCAAGUGUUGGUGAGGGCCUUGUGUGGGCUUCCCAUUGGUUUCCGCCUCUAGGCCCAGGCAGUCUGCCAUCCUGAGCUCAUCCAUCAGAUCAGA
Messenger RNA from Ochotona curzoniae (black-lipped pika), 3478 nucleotides. RefSeq names its product solute carrier family 9 member C2 (putative) (gene SLC9C2). Gene Ontology annotation, biological process: proton transmembrane transport. Gene Ontology annotation, molecular function: monoatomic ion channel activity; sodium:proton antiporter activity. The record is from RefSeq and is a predicted model, not a curated record. Bases 31 to 3459 code for a protein of 1142 amino acids. Gene Ontology annotation, cellular component: membrane. Lineage: Eukaryota; Metazoa; Chordata; Mammalia; Lagomorpha; Ochotonidae. The transcript has 25 exons.